ACACAGAUAUAAAAGAUGAGAGGAGAAUUACUUGGAUUGCUUUUUCUUUUGAAAUAUUGCAUUUGCGACUAUGUUCAGAACUUUGAUGGAGACAUCAGGGACUUUGUAGUUGGUAACAGUAGAUUGUUUGUUCUUACUGACCGUCGACUACAUCAGAUGAGACACGAUCUAUCUCUGGAAAAGACUAAGGAUUUGGAUGCCACACAUCCAAACACAGUUACACUUCUGGUGCCUUUUGAGGCUAACAGGACCCUGAUUACAUGCGGAACAUCUAACGGUGGAUACUGUGAAGUUCUUGAUCUCAAUGAUAUUACAAACAGCAUUUACUGGGAAAGCAAAUCUAGUGUACCACAGACAAAUGAGAAAUCCAUAGCAUUCAUAGUGGACAGCAGUCCUAAUGGUGCUUACCUGUUGGUUGGGAAGAAGGACUAUUCUCAAAAAGAAAUAGUCAGUUUAUGGAACACUUUAAAUGAUCAAAAAGGGUUAAUUUUCUCCCAAAUAGGCGAUGGAGAUACCCCUUACAUUCAUACAACAAGAUAUGUGGAGUUUAUAGAUGGGUUUCAGAUCAUUUUGCUCAAACUAUUGUACCUGUUUCUCAACACAAAGACUGAGUCCGGUCGGCAAGCGUUUGCUCUCAGACUAAACAACGACAGAACAAAGGAUGGCAUUCUGAGGAACAUAUAUGGAACCAUGCUGAAAUGCUGUAAUGAUAAAUCUCGUCCUGUCCUCGUCGCAUCAGCUCUUAUUUCUUCAGAUAAAGCUGUGAUCUGGACAGGUGUCUUCAGUGCGCAAAAUGAUCCAGAGGACACCGCACUCGCUGUUUAUGACCUCAGUAAUGUUAAUGACAAAGUUAAGGAUUUCUGCUCUAACAGGAAGAAACCAUGUCCUUCUGAGAACGAUCAUACACGUGAGCCACUAGCAGUAGUUUUCAAAUACAAGUCAAUGAGUUCAGUAGCAGCAGUUAGGAGUGGAUCUUGGAUUGUGCUCUUCAUUGGAACCAAAGAUGGACAACUAAUAAAGCUUGUGUUGAAUGAGAAAUUCAGUCCAGGCUGUCCCACAGUGCUGUACAGAUCUGAUGAUGAUCAAGAAGUGCUUCCCAGGAUGCAUUUAGAUCCAGUAGAUAACAAACAUAUCUACAUAGCUCUGAAAAACCAGAUGAGAAGAGUUCCUGUGGUUCAAUGUGUUAAACAUAACUCUCUGAAAGACUGCAGAGCUGCGCUGGAUCCUCUCUGUGGUUGGUGUGUUGAGACACGCAGAUGCUCGACCCAGGAUGAAUGCUUGAUCUCUGCAUGGAUAUCCUUCCCAAAUAACUCCAUUCAGAAACCACUGCUGUCUUUUCAGGUGGCAAAGAAAUCCUCUAGAGAGAUGACUCUACAUCUCACAUUGAGUUUGGACAGCACACAAAAUCCUGCCAUCUUUUCAUGUACAUUCACCACAGCGGGUGUGAACCUGUGUGAUAGAUCUGAUCCUCCUGCAGUUUUUCCAAACUGCUCCUGUGGUUUUUCAGACCAGCUUCUGUCUGAAGGUUUGAAGAUUUUAGCUUCAGUUAUGGUUGAGGAUCAGAAGAUCACAGAGACCCUGAUGCUGAAGAACUGCCCCACUAUUACAGAUAAUUCACCAAAGACUUCUUAUACACAGUGUGUGCAGUGCGUCUCAGCUGGAUGUCAUUGGUCCUCUUCUGUCAAGCGUUGUGACUGGACACAUGGUCCUGAACCACAAUUACAUAUACAGGAUGUUUGCAAAGAUUUACACUCUGAUACAGACUACAAAGAGCCAGAGAUUCUCUCUAUAGAGCCAAACAGAGUUUCUUUCCAUGGCAGAAACAAUGUUUUACUAACAGGAAGGAACCUGGGAUCUGUCACCAAAAUCCGUAUUCAAGGGGAUCUGGACUGCUUUCCAAAUGAGUCUCCUGUGUUUGAUCGUUCGAGUGACAGUCUAAGGUUCCACAUUCCUCCCAGUAAAACUAAAGGAACAGCAAAAGUGUGUGCUGUUACUGAUGAUGAUCGUUGUCAUGGUAACAGCAUCAUCACUUACAGUUCCCAACCCAGCUGCACAGAAAUACAACCCAAAGUCACAUGGAGAAGUGGUGGAAGGAAGAUUCACGUACAGGGAAACAAUAUGGAGUUUGUGGAAUCAAUCAUUAUUCAUCCCUUAAAUAAAGAGCUCAAAACACAAUACAACACAAGCUCAAAGGAUUUAUGGUUUUACACCCACCCUUAUGAUGGCAAUGGUCUCAUUAAUAUUAUGUUGAAAGUUGGGAACGUCACUUUAGACUGUGCUAGUUUGACCCAACAGCCUAAUCCAGAGUUCAUUGGAUUUACAACUGCACACCUUGACAAUGAUGUACUGGUGAUUAUAAAGAAAAAUGCAGAUCAGUUGAAUUUGAGUAUGAAUGAGGUGAAGGUGUCUGGUGUAGAUGGAGAUGAUAAAUAUGAUUGUGUUCUGGAAAAGAUUUCCUCUCAAACCAUUACAUGUUUGAUUAAAGGAGCCCUGAUCUCAGUUGACUCUGUUACUAUCAGGGUUGGAAAAUCAUUUGGUCUUACGAUGGGACAAAGCAGUACAAAAUAUUUGUUUUGCAUUAGACCACAGGACACAUCUGGUUAAGCAUGAAGGGGCAAAGGAAUAAAACUUUCUAUAAUUUUCUAAGGCUAGAGAAAACUACACCUUUAAUAAUCAAAUUGUUUCAUGUUACAUUUUUUUAAAUUGAUAUUUCCUGUAAUAUUGCUGUUUUUAACAUUUGUAAUUAUUUGAUCAGCUCUAACACAAUACAGUAUCUAAUGUUUUUUUUUUGAUUCAGUAGCCACUGAGACCCAUUUAUAGAUUCCAUAAUUGAAAAAAAAAAUAGUGUUCUGUUCUCUAAACACCAGGUGGCGCUCUAUACUUACUCAUUAAGUGUACAGUACUGUACAUUGUUUCAAUUUAAAACAGUAAAACUUCAGUCUGUUUAGUAGGCUACUGUUGUUUUUUGAUAAUGUGAUUUAAUUAUUGUCUUAUUUCAGUUGUUCAACUACACAGAUCUGUUUUUCUCUUAUGUGUUCACUCAUAGAUUACUCAACAGAUCUUAUAAGAAUAGUGUAUUUUUACAUAAAGUGUGGUUUGUGACGAGCCAGCGUGACCUCACGUAAUUGCGUAAUUAUGUGGAAAGGUCACGUGUUACAUGAAACGCACAUUUGCGGACAAUUUUAAACAAUAAACUGACACAAAG
Molecule: messenger RNA, 3205 nt
Organism: Misgurnus anguillicaudatus (oriental weatherfish)
Lineage: Eukaryota; Metazoa; Chordata; Actinopteri; Cypriniformes; Cobitidae
Source: RefSeq, a predicted model, not a curated record